CCCAUCCGUUGGGCCGGGCCCACCUUGUGUCUUGGGAGAGUUAAAUGGAUGCACCUCCCUGGGGAGGGGUUUUGGGUCUUCUCUUCCUCCAGUUUCCCCCGUGAACGAAGCUCUCUCUAGGACCCAGGGAGAAGCUGUCAUGUGCCCUCCGGUCAGCCCUGGGGCCCAACCCCACGCUGAUUUCCUGCUUCCUGGGUGCUUAAGUCGGUCUGAGUGAGGAGGGGAACCGGCGGGAGGAAGGACGAGUCACCUGUCCCCUUCCCACGCCAGCCAAGAAGCUGCCCCUUGACCCUCCUCUCAGGCCCCUCCACCAACCAUGAAGCUGCACCGCAAGCCCCUUCUCGGCUACCUCCGCGGCAACGGGGGCCGGAGCCCGGACCAGGAGGGCACGCUCCUGAAGAAAGGGUACCGCAACCCCACCUACCAGCGCCGCUGGUUUGUCCUGUGGGGAAAUAUCCUCUACUACCUGGAGCGGCAGGGAGACCAGUCGCCCCUGGGCCUGAUCCUGCUGGAGAACUGCCAGGUCGAGCCCCGCCCGGAGGCCAACGUGCCCUUCGCCUUCACCAUCUCGUUCCCGACCGCCGAGGACGGCCGGGCCUACAAGCUGGCGGCCGAGAGCGAGGCGGACCUGGGGGGCUGGCUGCGGGCUCUGGGCGGGGCCGGCUGGGGGCUGCUGCUCAGGCUCCUGAGCCCCUUGGAGGCCCAGUACCGCGACGUCUGCGCGCGGGCUGGACUGGAACCCCGGGCCCCGCCCCGGGACGAAGAGGGCGGCCCGUUCCCCUCCCGCCCCCCGGUCCCUUCGGGCUUCCAGGAACUGCACCAACGCUUCGGAGAGGAGAUCCGGGCAUUAAGGGGAAGGCUAGCCCAGGGACAGGGCCGCCUCUUGGACUUUGGAUAAGGGAGGGUCGGCGGGGAGGGGACCGAGGUGUGGGUGGGUGUUGGGGAGGAAAGGGGACUUGGCGCCGGGGCUAGGGGAGGGGCUCCCCUUAAAGGAAGAGCCAUCCGACGGGGGAGACGGAGGAAACCUCGGGGGGCGGUGGAUGAAACGAGGUAACGUCCGAGCGCCCGUUUUUCAAUAAAGUCCAACGGCCUCUCCCCCG
Molecule: messenger RNA, 1100 nt
Organism: Ornithorhynchus anatinus (platypus)
Lineage: Eukaryota; Metazoa; Chordata; Mammalia; Monotremata; Ornithorhynchidae
Product: sesquipedalian-1-like
Exons: 2
Coding region: 317-898 (193 amino acids)
Biological process (GO): receptor recycling; endosome organization; retrograde transport, endosome to Golgi
Cellular component (GO): recycling endosome; trans-Golgi network; early endosome
Source: RefSeq, a predicted model, not a curated record